Acipenser ruthenus (sterlet) is the source of this 4510-nucleotide messenger RNA. RefSeq names its product piggyBac transposable element-derived protein 4-like. The record is from RefSeq and is a predicted model, not a curated record. NCBI's taxonomy places the organism in Eukaryota, Metazoa, Chordata, Actinopteri, Acipenseriformes, Acipenseridae. The coding region runs from base 371 to 3013 and encodes 880 amino acids. The transcript is spliced from 3 exons.
GACAGGUGGCGCUGCAGCUUGACAGUCAACAAUACCAGUAAACAAGUUAGGUGAGCACCAAGAAGGAGGAAGAUAAACACGAGUCAAGUAGUUUGUGCCGCGGAAGAGAUGUAUACAGCUAGCUGAUGGGAUGUUGGCUCAUUAAAUGGUUCGUACGACAAACGAGCAAGUAAUUAAUUUAUAUUGUACUAGCACGCUACACAAAAGAUUGAAUGAAAGCAGACUGGUUUAAAAAAAUCAGGGUUUGCACUGAAUUUUGAAUUAUGGGCUAGUAGCGAGUAUGUCUAUUAAAAUACCCUGUCUGUAUGUCUAAGAUAUACAUAUAUAGUUUUUAAUUUACGGUUUAUAUUGUUGCCCGUUCUUUGUAAAUAUGAGCGGAGGGAAGCAAGUUGCACACAUUGACGGUGAGUCGCGUGGUAAAAAAAGAUUUCGUAAAACCAGCUCGAGCAGCGAAGAGGACAGAUCGGAAAUAUUAAAGCAUUUACUUGAAACAACCUCCGAAAUUAAAAAGUCUCUGAACAGCAGUAGUGUUGCUUCCCUGACUAAGAAGCAACUAAACUCCACUAUAGAAGAGGGCAUUAAAACGGCCGUGGAGAGGGCUUUAUGUGAAAUUACAAAACUAUUUGACAACAAAUUUCACGAUUUUGAGGUCAGAGUUGCUGAAAAGUUAACCACGUGGACACAGUCAGAGACCGAGUUUAAAUCACCAGGCUGUAAGGAACUCCACGUAAACAACCGCAGCGAACCGAGGCAUAACAAUAACAUUGAGCUCCGUGGUCUACCUGGAAAAGGAAAGGAAAGCAUUGCUGCUUUCCUCACAUCAGAGAACGGUGCCUCGGUUCAUCACUGUGUGCCAGCUGAGAACUGCGAUUCUUCAAGAUCGCUUGCAGACACCAAACAGAAAAGCUUGGUAAUUCAGGAAGAUGUAAACCAAGCAAACUCACAAGAAGACCCACUGAUCGACGCCACAACUGUAAGCGGUGCAGUAUGGGGAGGAACAGGUGCAAAAAAGGGAAGUGCUGUCCACAUUAAAGCAGAGGUCCCUGAGCAAGAAUCCACCCACCUUAAAGAGGUCUCUGCACUGGAAUUUGAGUACAUUGUAACAGAAGAUUCCGAAGAAAAUAAUGUUGAUUUGCAGGAGGAGAACACAGGCAUUCACCCCAUUAUUCAUGAGGAGGGGAGAUCCUGGCGCAUUAAACAGGACAGAGAAAGGAUAACUUCCAUCACCAAUAUACCAAGUACAGCUAGGACAAGCCAUUGGUUACAGGAUAAGGAAACAAUGUUUUAUUCCGAUUCUGGGGAGUCUGAGUCCUUCUCUGUCAGUGAUGAGGACUGUGCUCAAGAGGAUGGACUGGAAAGCUCCUCUACAGAGGCCUAUACAGACAGCGGCACGGAAGACGAGGAGCCCUGUGGAACAGGGAAGAGCGGGCAACUUGCAAAGAAAUUUUCCUGGAAAAAGGAAUUGCCUGGACAAACACGACCGCUAUCACCUUUUCAUUUUAAUAGGACUCCUGGAAUGACCUGCGAAGUUGCAGACAAAAACUCACCACUUUCCUAUUUCUCUCUGUUCUUCACAGAUGAUCUAAUGGCCAUGAUUUUACAACAGACCAACAAGUAUGCAGCAGAAAACCCACCAGCAGUGUCAACAGCAGAGUUCCAGGACAUUACAGUGAACGAGCUGUGGUGUUUUCUUGGCCUGUUCAUUGUUAUAGGGAUCAUUCCAAAACCAUCUAUUGGUGAUUAUUGGACUACAGAAUUUUUCACGCAGACGCCUGCUUUCCACCAUAUUAUGCCGCGUAAGCGUUUCACAGACAUUGCUAAAAACUUACACUUUGUUGACAACCACGACCCAGCUGCCAGGGAGGCUGGUAAACUUUGGAAGGUCUGUCCAUUAUUGGAGUACAUUGGACAGAGAUUCAAGGAGGUCUACAUUCCGCAACGCAACAUUUGUAUUGAUGAAGCAAUUAUAUUGUACAGGGGAAGGCUAGCACUAAAGGCGUUUAAAUAUAAAUCACAGUUUGGCAUAAAAAGUUACACUGUGUGUGAGUCUGGCACUGGAAAGAGUGGCUACAUAUGGAAUUAUAAGAUGUAUUCAGGAAAGGACACUGCUGGUGGUGCAUUGAAGUCCCAAAAGAUUGUUACCAACCUCCUGCAUGGUUUGGAAAAUAGUGGGUACACCCUUUGGAUGGAUGAUUCACAUUGCUCUCCAGACUUGUUUUUUGAGCUUCAAAGGAUGGGAGUAGAUGCGUGUGGCACAGUACUUCCAAACAAAAAGAACAUGCCCCUGGACUGCAAGCAUCAGAAACUUCACAAAGGACAGGGUGAAUCGUGGGUGAGCGACACAGAGCCCAAACUUCAUGUUGUACGCUGGCAAGGUAAAAAGGAGAUCUUCAUGCUUACAACCAUCCAUGACCUUUCAGUACAGCAAACACAAAGGACCAACUGGAGAACGGGUGAAAGGCUGGUGAAGCCAAAGUGUGUGCUCGAUUUCAAUAAAAAAAUCAGAAGUGGCAACGGGCGCGAUCAGAUUUUAAAAACCUAUGCUGUGAUAAACAAAAACCGAAAGUGGUACAUCAAGCUCUUUUUCCAUGUGCUGGAUAUGACAAUUACCAACAGUUAUGUUCUGUUUAUGAAGAAUGGGGGUGAUCUCACGGAUUACAAUUUCAGGGUCAAGCUCACUAGUGAGAUCAUUAAACGUUGGAAGGAAGUGACCAUAUCAACGAGGUUCUCUCACAGUGAUCCACCAACCCGUUUAGAGGCUGCAGACGCUCACUACUUAGUCCAAAUCCCACCCACUGCCAAGAAGCAAAAGUCCUACAGAGUGUGUCGGGUGUGCUCUGCAAAAGUGCGUUUCGCUGCCAAAAUCAGUGGACAGAAAAUCAAGAGAGGAGACCGAGCUGGGGCAAGAGAGACCAGAUACAUGUGUGUUAAAUGUACCGUUCCACUGUGUGUUCUACCAUGUCACCAAAUCUACCACACACAGAAGAUCUAUGACAACCCAUGCUCAGUAUAGUUGCACUGAGGGGUCAGUCACUGGUAACCAGCAUUCCCUCUAAGCUUUUUAGAUACUGAGAAACUUGCCGUUUUGACUGAGAAAGGGUCAAUUAUCAGUGCGAAACCUUUGACGCAUUAACACUUUUAAUAUAUUAUUUUUGUUGCAGUAUACAAUUUUGAAACAAUAUUCCAACACAAGUAUCUCAACAAUUUUACAAUUUGCUUUAAAUUUAAACAAGACUUUUUUUGCGGUUCUGCCUCUGAUUCUGAAUCAUUCUGAUUAUAUAGAGGGCUUGAAUAUCAUCGCAGGAAUCGUGCAUUUUUCAAGUUGCUCCCGCAUAUCUGCAGCUUUCAGUAUGGGGAAAAUCCCACAGAGAUAUUUGAAGACACCAAGCUACUGUAUUUUUCACUCAAUUUAUAAUGCCUGAAACGCUACAACAGUCUCUCAGGAAGUGGGUGUCCGUGACGAAAGCACUAUGAGCCGCAUACUGCGUAGUUCUGAUUAAAAUAAAUACAUAAAUAAAUAAAUAAAAGUCGUGCUUGAUAUUUCAAGUGCCGCAAGACUUUAUUCUCUCGUGCGUGAUUCUCGGCCGCUAGCUUUAAAGAUUAUAGAAACUCAGUACACUGCAGUAAGUAAACAGUUUUGAAAAUAAAAAUGCGAUAUUAAGUCUAGGUGGUGUUUUGCAAGUGGUAAUUUUCGCUUUAAGUCUUAAAACUCUGCCCCAUUUAUUUUGGGACGCCAGGGCACCGAAGGUUACGCACGUAUUACUUGGGCACCGUAAAAGCCACAUACCUGGUUCACUGUUUAAAAGUACAGACUCUGGGUUUUCCAAAGACGUAUUCAGUGUGUGUAUGCUGUACUCCUAGCUGGAACUACGAUCGCCUGAAGUUAAGCCUCUCAUCAUGUGACAGAGUUAACAGCUUAGAUUUCGUUUUUAGCCUAUUGCUCUGUCAUUGUAGCAGCUAGACUGAAAGGGGCAGUAUCGUUGGAAAGCUUAGAAGCUCAGCUUCCCCCCCAUGUUCAUUUCAUAUUGAGGUUCAGUGCACCUUUUUCUUCCGCUGUAUGCAAAAACUUCACGUCAGGCAGUGGCAAAAGCAAUGGAGAGUGCUCUGUCUCACAGUGAUGAACAGCUGUUAGGUCUCCUGAAAGCAGCUUAUUUUAAAGCAACACCCGUGUUCAAAACUGCAAUAUAUAUAUUAUUACAAAAGCGUUAAUCAAGAUACAGUUAGGAAGACUUCAAUGGCAAGAUAGCAUUUAAAAUCUAGAAAGGAUCCAUGGGACCAAAAAAAAACCUCUUACAAAGGUAAAUCAUAUACAGUUGUUGCUCUAGAAAGAAAGCAUAUGAGAAAUAAUCAUACAAAAUAAAAUGUAUUACAUUGUUACAUAAACUGGUCAAUUUUAAUAAACAAUUGUAUUUACAAAAUACAUAAUGUAGCAACUGAUACAUUUAAUUGUUGAUAUCUCACACAAAUAAAAAAUGAGACAUUGGAGAUAUUUUAUAUAUAUAUAUAUAUA